Molecule: messenger RNA, 1285 nt
Organism: Paramecium sonneborni
Lineage: Eukaryota; Ciliophora; Oligohymenophorea; Peniculida; Parameciidae
Source: the annotation of a GenBank genome assembly
AUGUAUUCUGAUUAAAAUCCUAAUUUAUUGAAUAAUUAUGAUUAAAUAAAAUAUCUGAAAUUUGAGGGUCAAUAUGGAUUGGACUGUAAAAAAUUUGGGAAGUGGAAAACAAUUUGGAACGGAGAAUUUCUUAAAGAAUUAGGUGGAUACUAUUAAACUGGAUUAAAAUAGGGUUUAUGGAAAGAGUUAAUUCGGAAUUAUUAAAGGUAAAAGAUUUAAUUAUCUUGAAUCUAGUCUAGCUAAAGUAUAUGAAAAGGGAGUAUACUUGAAUGGUUAAAAGUAUGGAAUGGGGAAUUAUAUCUAUAAAAAUUAAAAUAUGUAAUAUUCAUUAUUAAUUAUUAAAGUGGUGGGGGAUUUUACAAUGAAUAAUUUAAAAAAAAGGGGAAAUGGAUAGAAUUGAGUGAAGGUUUCUGUAAUAUGUCCUAAAUUACAUAUAAGGGUGAAUAUCAUAAAAGUAAAAAAGUAGGCAUAUGGAAUAUUUAUUUUCUUAAAGAGUUAAUGUAAACUAAAAAAAAUAAUACUUAGUGGGGGUUUGAAAAAGAAGUGAUGUAAAAUUUUAAGAAAUCUAAUUACCUAACGGAGAGGGUACAUAUGAUGAAGGAGGUGGAAUCAAGAUUGGAAAUUGGAUUGAGGUUUUUGAUAAAUUUGACAAUUUGACUCAGGUUACUUAUAAUGGUCAAUAUAAAAAUGGAAAUAAAGUCGGUAAAUGGGACAUUUUAUUUGAAGAAGAAGUGAUGUAAAAUUUUAAGAAAUCUAAUAACUUAGUGGAGGGGUUACAUAUGAUGAGAAAGGUGAAUGUAUCAAGAUUGGAAAUUGAAUUGAACGAAGCGACGAAUUUUGGAGGGACUCUUGAGUACUUUAUAAUGGCAAUUAUAAAAAUGGAAAUAAACCAGGUAGAUGGGAUAUUGAGCAUGAUGGUGGAUCUUAUGAUGAGUAAGGUGAAGGUAUUAAGCUUGGAAAAUGGAUUGAAUUAAGUGAUAGUUUUAAAAGCGGUUCUGAAGUUAUCUAUAAAGGGGAAUAUAAAAAUGGAGUUAAAGUAGGUAGAUGGAAUAUCAAAUACAGGGAGAAAAAAAUGUAAAAUGUUAAAAUAUUAUUGGUUAGAGGAGGAGGAUCUUAUGAUGAAAAAGGUCAAGGUAUUAACAUUGGAAACUGGAUAGAAGUAAUUGAUGGAUUUAGUUUUGGGUCUGAAAUAACCUAUGAUGGAUAAUAUAAAAAUGGUAUAAAAGUUGGCACAUGGGUUGAAAUGAAUGACUGGUUACAUAAAGAAAUGAUAUAUGAUGAUUGA